AUGUCACAAUUAAUGGCAGAUUUGCCGGCCAAUCGCGUAAACAUUGUUGAAAAGCCAUUCACCACCGUAGCAGUAGACUACACCGGUGCAAUUCCAUACAAAACGGCAAAAGGUAGGGCUGGUAAAAUUUCUAAGGCUUACAUUUCAAUAUUUGUCUGUAUGGCUACAAAGGCACUUCAUAUCGAACUAGUAUCAGAUUUAACAGCCGACGCGUUCAUAGCUGCCGUUCGCAGAUUGGUAGCGCGUCGUGGAAUGAUCAAGAGCUUCAACAGUGACAAUGGCACAAACUUUGUAAAAGCUAAUAAAGAUCUAAGUGAUUUAUUUGAAAUCGAAAAAGAAGAGUUCAAAACAAUCUGCGAUGAACUUUCAAAGCAAGGCAUUUCUUGGCAUUUCUCACCCGCUGGUGCGCCUCAUUUCAAUGGCCUCGCCGAGGCUGGUGUGAAAGUUGCAAAGACUCAUUUAAUAAAAACAAUCGGAAAAACUGCGCUAACAUUUGAAGAAUUGUCCACAUUAUUGUAUCAGGUGGAAGCAUGUGCAAAUUCAAGACCACUUUGUGCACUAUCUACUGACCCUGAUGACAUCGAUUGCCUAACACCUGGACAUUUCUUGAUUGGGGCACCGUUACUGGCACCACCCGACGAAAGCUACAUCGAAACGAACAGAAUAACAUGGAAAUUCUCACCACCGGGCGCACCACAUUUCAAUGGCCUGGUAGAAGCUGGCGUAAAAACAGUAAAAAUGUAUCUAAUGAAAGUGAUGGGAGAACAAAAAUUCACAUUCGAAGAGUUAACGACGAUUCUAGCGCAAAUUGAGUCGGCAGUUAAUUCAAGACCUCUGACUCCAAUUUCGUGUGAUGUAAACGACAUCCAAGUGUUGACGCCUGCACACUUCCUUAUAAACUCACACCCAACAGCAAUCGCCAGCGAAAACUUGGAUGAAUGCAAGAUCAGUUAUCUCGACCGCUGGAAAAGGGUACAACAAACGUCAUCACCCGUGGGCCAAUGGCCCAUGGGCCGAGUCAUUAAAGUACAUCCAGGCCAAGACGGACUGAUAAGAGUGGCAACGAUAAAAACAUCGCACAAUACUUUGACACGUCCAUUAACAAAGUUGGCUCCACUUCCGAUCGACGAUGCCAACGAAAUACCAAACUCAUCAACGAUUGAAAAUGAUUUAAAAAAAUCUACCAACCGUACUCAAAAUAUGGGUACAUCUUCAAUUACGGCAUUACUGACCACCGCAAUGACAAUAACGCCAGUAAAUGCAACUACGUCCGCAAAAUCCAUUGAAACAACAACGACAACGAUCAUCGGAGUAUGCAUGUGUUUAACAUUCAUCGCAUGUGUACUCAUAUUCUCAAAACAAAUACGAAAACUCGCAACGUCGGCUAUGUUAAUUUUCGUAAUGGCCAUUUCAAUGUAUUGUCCAGCGGCAAAUGCAGCUCCAUUACCUAGUUCUGGGUUUUGGAUAGCCGGACAAUACGUUGACAAACUGGAAGCCGAAGACAGGCAAAUGCAAGAAAGAAUAACAAAAUUGACGAACGAUACAAUCACAAGUAUCGAAGGAAUCGACGAUAGCGUGUCAGAA
Molecule: messenger RNA, 1584 nt
Organism: Sitodiplosis mosellana (orange wheat blossom midge)
Lineage: Eukaryota; Metazoa; Arthropoda; Insecta; Diptera; Cecidomyiidae
Exons: 3
Biological process (GO): DNA integration
Molecular function (GO): nucleic acid binding
Source: RefSeq, a predicted model, not a curated record